Molecule: messenger RNA, 3224 nt
Organism: Choloepus didactylus (southern two-toed sloth)
Lineage: Eukaryota; Metazoa; Chordata; Mammalia; Pilosa; Megalonychidae
Gene: GRIP2
Product: glutamate receptor interacting protein 2
Exons: 24
Coding region: 66-3224 (1052 amino acids)
Biological process (GO): neurotransmitter receptor transport, endosome to postsynaptic membrane
Molecular function (GO): protein binding
Source: RefSeq, a predicted model, not a curated record
GGGGAGGCUGCGGGUCAGGCCCGGGUCCCGGCGGCCGGGCCCGGACACCCCGCGGGCGAGCGAGGAUGCUGGCUGUGUCGCUCAAGUGGCGGCUGGGCGUGGUGAGGCGGCGGCCCAAAGAUGACGGGCCUUACUCCAAAGGAGGGAAAGACACAGGAGGGGCGGAUGUGGCCCUGGUGUGCCGCAGACAGAGCAUUCCAGAGGAGUUCCGAGGGGUCACCGUGGUGGAGCUGAUCAAGAAAGAAGGCAGCACGCUGGGCCUGACCAUCUCGGGGGGCACUGACAAGGACGGGAAGCCCAGGGUCUCCAACCUGAGGCCCGGGGGUCUUGCAGCCAGGAGUGACCUGUUGAACGUCGGUGACUACAUUCGGUCAGUGAACGGGAUCCACCUGACCAGGCUUCGCCACGAUGAGAUCAUCACCCUGCUCAAGAACGUGGGCGAGCGCGUGGUGCUGGAGGUGGAGUAUGAGCUGCCCCCGCCCGCCCCUGACAACAACCCAGGGAUCUUUUCAAAGACAGUGGAUGUCUCUCUCUACAAGGAGGGCAAUAGCUUUGGCUUUGUCCUCAGAGGAGGUGCCCAUGAAGAUGCCCACAAGUCCCGCCCGCUCGUCCUGACCUCCGUGCGGCCUGGUGGCCCGGCCGACAGGGAGGGCUCCUUGAAAGCAGGUGACCGGCUGCUCAGCGUCGAUGGGAUCCCAUUGCAUGGGGCCAGCCAGGCAGCCGCCCUGGCCACCCUGCAGCAAUGCAGCCAUGAGGCGCUCUUCCAGGUGGAGUAUGACGUGACCAUCCCAGACACAGUGGCCAACGCUUCGGGCCCCUUGAUGGUGGAAAUAGCCAAAACACCAGGGUCUGCACUGGGCAUCUUGCUCACCGCCAGCUCCCACCGGAAUAAGCCGGUCAUCAUCAUCGACCGCAUCAAGCCAGCCAGCGUGGUGGACAGGAGCGGGGCCCUACACUCUGGAGACCACAUCCUGUCCAUCGACGGCAAUAGCAUGGAGCACUGCUCGCUGCUCGAGGCCACCAAACUCUUGGCUGGCGUGUCGGAGAAGGUGCGCCUGGAGAUCCUGCCUUCACCCCAAAGUCGGCGGCUCCUGAAGCCUUCGGAGGCAGUAAAGGUGCAGAGGAGUGAGCAGCUGCAUCGUUGGGACCCCUACGUGCCCUCCUGUCACAGCCCCCGGCCCGGCCCCUGCAGGACACCCACCUGGGCCUCCCCUGUCAGCCAGGACCAGAGCCGAUCCCUGUCCUCGACUCCCUUUUCCUCGCCGACCAUCAACUAUGGCGUCCCCUGUGCCAACCCCAGCACCCUUCCCCGCGGAUCCCAGCCCAUGAGUCCUCGGACCACAAUGGGGCGGAGGAGGCAGCGAAGGAGGGAACACAAGAGCUCGUUGUCACUGGCCUCCAGCACGGUGGGGCCAGGCGGACAGAUCGUGCACGUGGAGACCACGGAGGUCGUGCUCUGCGGAGACCCCCUCAGCGGCUUUGGCCUCCAGCUCCAGGGUGGCAUUUUCGCCACCGAGACCCUGUCCUCCCCACCCCUUGUGCGCUUCAUUGAGCCCGACAGCCCGGCUGAGAGGUGUGGGCUGCUGCGGGUGGGCGACCGUGUCCUCUCCAUCAACGGCAUGGCCACCGAGGAUGGCACCAUGGAGGAAGCCAAUCAGCUGCUGCGGGACGCCGCUCUGGCUCGUAAGGUCGUGCUGGAGAUUGAGUUUGACGUGGCGGAGUCCGUCAUCCCGAGCAGCGGCACCUUCCACGUGAAGCUGCCCAAGAGGCGGGGCGUGGAGCUGGGUAUCACCAUCAGCUCGGCCAGCAGGAAGCGAGGGGAGCCACUGAUCAUCUCGGACAUCAAAAAAGGCAGUGUGGCACACAGGACCGGCACCCUCGAGCCUGGAGACAAGCUGUUGGCCAUUGACAAUAUCCGCCUAGACAACUGUCCCAUGGAGGACGCUGUGCAAAUCCUGCGGCAGUGUGAGGACCUAGUGAAGCUGAAGAUCCGGAAGGACGAGGACAACUCAGAUGAGCAGGAGACCACGGGCGCCAUCAGCUACACAGUGGAGCUGAAACGCUACGGGGGUCCCCUGGGCAUCACCAUCUCGGGCACGGAGGAGCCUUUUGACCCCAUUGUCAUCUCGGGCCUCACCAAGCGUGGUCUGGCUGAGAGGACGGGCGCCAUCCACGUGGGGGACUGUAUCCUGGCUAUCAACAGUGUCAGCCUCAAAGGCCGGCCGCUGAGCGAGGCCAUCCACCUUCUGCAGGUGGCUGGCGAGACUGUCACGCUGAAGAUCAAGAAGCAGCUGGACCGCCCCCUCCUGCCCUGCAAGUCGGGCAGCCUCAGCGAGGCCAGUGAUGCUGACGAGGACCCCCCAGAAGCGCUCAAAGGGGGCCUGCUGGCAAGCCGGUUCUCGCCUGCCGUGCCCAGCGUGGACAGUGCUGUAGAGUCCUGGGACAGCUCAGCCACCGAGGGUGGCUUUGGGGGCCUAGGUUCCUACACUCCACAGACAGCAGCCCGGGGUGGGAGCUCCCAUGAGUGGCGGCCCAGCCGGCUGAGGAGCAGCCCUCCACCCAGCGAGCCCCGGAGGACGAGCUAUACCCCGGCCUCUGCCAACGAGAGCUUCCUCGAGGAGGAGGAGGAGGAGGAGGAGGACGAUGACGAUUGGGAACCAUCAGAUAGCCCAGUCCCCGCCCCUGCCCGGGAGGAGGGCUUCUGGCAUGUCUUUGGGGAAGCCGUUGAAGACCUGGAGUCAUGUGGUCAGACCGAGCUGCUGAGGGAACUGGAGGCAUCCAUCAUGAUGGGCACUGUACAGAGCAUGGCCCUCGAGGGCAGGCCCGAGCAAGGGCCCUGGCGGAGGGGCCGGGAGGCACGAGUUUCCCCCAAAGAGAUGCAGGAGCUGCUGCCGCCGAAAGCCUUGGAGAUGCACAAGGUGAUCCUGCACAAAGACCCCAAGAAAAAUGACUUUGGUUUCAGCGUCUCAGACGGCCUUCUGGAGAAGGGUGUCUAUGUCCACACAGUGCGACCGGAUGGGCCAGCUCAGCGUGGGGGCCUCCGGCCCUUCGACAGGGUCCUUCAGGUCAACCGUGUUCGUACGCGGGACUUCGACUGCUGCCUGGCGGUGCCACUCCUGGCUGAGGCGGGUGAAAUCCUGGAGCUCGUGAUCAGCCGCAACCCCCUGGCUCAGACCAACCGGACCCUGCCAACGCCGGGCCCCAGCAGCCCCUGCAUGCUCUGA